GCGCCACACAAGAGCCAUUCUCGAAUCCGACACCGACAGUCGCCAUGGCCUCUCGAGCUGCCCGUACUACCGCCAAAGCUUGGUUCUCGGACCCUGCCACGUACCCGAUCAUUGGAAUCCUGGGAUUUGCUGGGGCGAUGGCUGUUGUCGGAGGUGUACGCUUCUUGUCCGUGAGCCCGGAUGUAUUGAUCAGCCGCGAGAAGCGCCUUCAAUUGAAUCUGCGAUCGGAGCAAGAAGGAAACGCGUUCCGAACGCACCGCAUUGCCGCAGCCAAUUUGCAAUCCAACGCGAUCACCAAGGAGCCUGAGUACCAAGCGUUCAAAGCUCGUAACUCUUAAACCAUCCUUUAAUGUGAGUGUGAUCCGUACUGAAUAUAUCCA
Aphanomyces invadans is the source of this 380-nucleotide messenger RNA. RefSeq lists its product as hypothetical. The record is from RefSeq and is a predicted model, not a curated record. Lineage: Eukaryota; Oomycota; Saprolegniomycetes; Saprolegniales; Verrucalvaceae. Bases 45 to 338 code for a protein of 97 amino acids. The transcript has a single exon.